Oncorhynchus keta (chum salmon) is the source of this 3311-nucleotide messenger RNA. RefSeq names its product atlastin-2-like. NCBI's taxonomy places the organism in Eukaryota, Metazoa, Chordata, Actinopteri, Salmoniformes, Salmonidae. Gene Ontology annotation, molecular function: GTP binding; GTPase activity. Gene Ontology annotation, biological process: endoplasmic reticulum organization; protein homooligomerization. The record is from RefSeq and is a predicted model, not a curated record. The transcript is spliced from 14 exons. Bases 91 to 1833 code for a protein of 580 amino acids.
AAAAGCCACAUCGUCUGAACUCGAUAGAGACAAGGGGAGGGGUUUGGGGUUUUUACGUCAGCUGAAUUUGAUUAUUUUGAACGGGUCAAGAUGGCGGAGAAGAGCGGGUUGAAGCAUCGGAAUCACUCUCAGCAAAAUAGCGAAAACAGCACUUUCGAAGAAGGUGAGCAUGGGGUGGAGGAUGUGCCUCAUAAGAUGAGCCCUGAGGAAGAGAAGGCCCUGUUGUCUGAGGAAGAUGCGUUGUCGGCCAGGCCGGUACAGAUCGUUGUGGCUCACGAGGACGACCACGCCUUUGAGCUUGACGAGGCGGCGCUGGAGCGCAUCCUGCUGCAGGAGCAUGUGCGCGACCUCAACGUGGUGGUGGUGUCGGUGGCCGGUGCCUUCCGCAAGGGCAAGUCCUUCCUGCUGGACUUCAUGCUGCGCUUCAUGUACAACCAGACAUCCUGCUCCUGGCUGGGUGGGCACGAGGAGCCACUGACAGGCUUCACCUGGCGGGGGGGCUGCGAGAGGGAGACCACGGGCAUCCUGGCAUGGAGCGACGUGUUUGUGGUGGACAAGCCAGACGGGAGCAGGGUUGCGGUUCUUCUAAUCGACACACAGGGGGCUUUCGACAGCCAAUCAACCAUCAAAGAUUGUGCGACACUGUUUGCGUUGAGCACCAUGACCAGCUCUGUACAGGUUUACAACUUGUCUCAGAAUGUGCAAGAAGAUGACCUUCAACAUCUCCAGCUCUUUACCGAAUAUGGAAGGCUGGCCUUGGAGGAAAUCUAUGAGAAACCCUUUCAGACUUUAAUGUUUCUUAUAAGAGACUGGAGCUACCCUUACGAGCAUCCCUAUGGCUUGGAUGGAGGGAAGAGUUUCCUGGAGAAGAGAUUACAAGUGAAACAGAACCAGCAUGAGGAGCUGCAGAAUGUCAGGAAGCACAUCCACUCCUGCUUCUCUAACAUUGGCUGCUUCCUCCUGCCCCACCCCGGCCUCAAGGUGGCCACCAACCCCAACUUUGAUGGCAGACUCACAGAUAUUGAUGAUGAUUUCAAGACUGAGCUCGUCAACCUAGUUCCAAUCUUGUUGUCCCCGAAGAACUUGGUGGAGAAAGAAAUCGGAGGAUCCAAAGUGACGUGCCGAGACCUUGUACAGUAUUUCAAAGCAUACAUGAAAAUAUAUCAAGGGGAGGAGCUGCCUCAUCCCAAGUCAAUGUUACAGGCAACGGCUGAAGCCAACAACCUUGCAGCUGUUGCAGGAGCAAAAGACAUUUACAACAAAGGCAUGGAGCAGGUUUGCGGAGGCGACAAGCCCUACAUGGCCCCCGAUCAACUGGAGCGUGGCCACGCGAACCUGCUGCAGGUGGCGGUUAAACACUUUCGCUCGGUCAAGAAAAUGGGCGGCGAGGACUUCUGCCGGUGCUACCAGGAGCAGCUUGAAGCAGAGCUGGACGAGGCCUUCACGAACUUCAUCAAGCACAACGAUGGCAAGAACGUCUUCUACGCGGCGCGCACGCCAGCCACGCUCUUCGUUGUCAUGUUCGCCAUGUACGUGGCGUCGCUGGUCACGGGCUUUCUGGGUAUCAACACAGUGGCCAUGGUUUGUAAUCUCAUUAUGGGCGUGGCACUGGCUGCACUCUGCCUAUGGGCCUAUGUGAAGUAUUCCGGCGAGUUCCGCGAGGUGGGCAGCGUCAUCGACCAGGUGGCCGAGACCCUGUGGGAGCAGAGGACUCCACGAAAGAUAUUUUCCAAACUCUUUGAGGUGGCGAGGAGUCGAGUCCAGUUGGAUUCCUUGAUAACGACCCAGAGAACGAGACUGGCCUCCAACAACAAUGUCAAGAAGAAAAACUAGCCCCUGCCGGUUUUCCCCCUUUGCUUGGUUUCCAGUGUCCAUUUUUAGGACUAUAUAUAAAUGUAUUCUUUUUUUGAUAGCUCAUGGUCCCCAUGCCAUGCUGGUUUAGAAUUUAAAAACUGAAUUUUAUACCUGGUUCUCACCACAAAUGUAGAGUACAGGUUGGCACUUUCAUGGUUGAUUUGUUUUCUCAUUACAUGUUGAGGGGAUUAAGAGGUUAAGGGUGGGUAGGGUGACAUUGGGUGCUUAAGUUUUAUCACGUGUGUGUGCAUGAUUAGCUGUCACGAUUUCCAUUUUUGGUAUGGAUGAACAUACUAACGAACAAAUUAAGCUUGCUUUCCUUGCUCCUUUCACUCCACCUCCAGUUGGUUUUAUUCUAUUUUUCCCCCACUUCCUUUGUCACCCCCUCUCCUCCUUUUGUCUUUCCCACCACUCUUGUCUCUCUCCCCAGGUGUUGAAGCCUCUGGGCGAUCACUAUAGGCUAACAUUAGGCUGAGUGUGGUCAACAGUCUCUGCUUGUCUGAGCGAGCAGGUGUCGCAACACGCAAAGUUAGAGUAAAUGAGUGACUGAUGGUCCACUUCCCACACUAACAUUGCCAACCUGCCCAUAGAACCAAAGUUUACAGCUUUACCCUCUGUAAUUGGUCAUAGCCACUUGUCACCUAACUCAGGCACCCAAUGAGAAGGCGGCAUUACGAGCGGUUAGCAGGGCAGGAAAUGAUGAGCCCGUCUCUUUUUCCUUGAUCAGACUGCUGAUUGGAUGUUUUGUGAGAUCCACCCCCCCUCAUGGAAACUGAUUGUUAUAGUGACAGGACAUUUUGUGGCAAUUUAUUUAAGCAGGACAUUUUUCAGCUCAGUAGUUUGUGGUUGUCUGGGACAGGCAGUGUUUACAGAUCUGUUUAAACCACAAUUUACUCGUCUUUUCUGUAAGAGCUUUCUUGUUUUCCUUCCCACUUGUCUGAGUGAAUGGAUAAAAAUCAAUGUAAGAACAACCACUGCCUGCUUAUCAGUUCAGCAUCACCCUCUCCUCACAUCUCUCAACCAGUUGCUCUUAAGAUGAAUCAUUUUGUAUAUUUCUAUUCUAGUAUUAGAAUUGUUAUUCUGUUGAAAUUAUUCCAUCCAGACCAUUACCACCAAUGUGCUGUUUUGUACAGUUAUUUUUUUUUUUUACUCAUCAAAAAUGGGGCAUGUGUACGAAAUAUACAUAUAUAAAUACAUUUUCUAUACCUUUUUUGUAGGUGGAAGAGCAAUGGUUGUGGUAGGCCACUGUGCAGUUUACUGUAUUUAAAUGAAUGAUUUUGUGAUUUGUGUAUGUCCAAUAAAUUAUUUUUUAUAUACAUUUGUAAAGUAAUCCACAUUGAGCACUGCAAUUCCACCCCUGCUGACAAAUGUUUGUUAACUUAAUUUGUCUUCUGUUGCAGUUUAAAGUUAUUUCGUUAAUUUAUUUUUCAAUACAAGAUUAAAACAAUACCACAGUA